UUGCCUUGGAGCGGCCAAUACGCCGUCGACAAAUAAUAUUCGACUUUGAGCUUAUGCUGCCUUUUCUGUCAAAAAUCUGAACAAAUAAGUUCACCAAGCAAUUUUCAAUCCUUUGAGGCACAAAUAACAACAGAAACUCUUGUAAAUCAUGCCCAAAAAUAAAGGAAAAGGUGGUAAAAAUCGUCGUCGUGGAAAGAACGAAAAUGAAUUCGAGAAACGUGAAUUGAUUUUCAAAGAAGACCAGCAGGAAUAUGCCCAAGUUACAAAAAUGUUGGGGAAUGGUCGUUUGGAGGCAAUGUGUUUUGAUGGCGUGAAACGUCUGUGUCACAUUCGGGGGAAACUCAGAAAGAAGGUCUGGAUCAAUCAGGGCGACAUCAUAUUGGUUGGUCUUCGUGACUAUCAAGACUCAAAAGCCGAUGUUAUUCUCAAGUACACAUCCGAUGAAGCCAGAAAUUUGAAGACCUACGGCGAAUUCCCCGAAUCAGUGCGUAUUAAUGACACUGUCACCUUCGUUGAGGAUGGUUUCGAUGAGGACAUUGAGUUUGGUGAUGAAAUCAGUUCAGAUGACGAUGCCGACUCUGUGGACAAUAUCUGAUUAACAGCUAAACCGAAGAGAGAGAAUAUAAAUCAAACAGAAGAAGAGCUAAAUAAAAUAUAACAAGAAAAGAAUAAUUGAGAAUUGCAACAAAACAUACGCAAAGAGAGAUCCCCCUCCUUUACCCCCAAACAAUAUCCUUCUAAGUAACAAAGACAAGGGAAGAUUUAAGAAAAGAAGGGAGACAGAUUAUUAAACAUUUAUGGAGUAUUGUAUAAGAAUUUGAAUAGAAAGAAGUUGAAAAAGCAAAAUACGUUGUCCACAGAGUUGUCAUCAAUAAAUAGCCUGACAUAACAGAACAGCCAGAAGAGCGCAUCCAAAGGAUUUAUUCAUUGCAAUUAUUCUUUUCUGCAAGCAAGAAUAAGACAAAUCAAAUACUUUGGCUCUCUGAAAAAAAAAAACGGGAAAAAUCAAAUAGCAUACAAAAACUAAAUAUUUGAAGACACCACGUCAAACGUACUCUCUUUAAAUUAAAUUAAUUUAAUUCUAUAAACAUAUACUUAUACAAAUGCAAAACAAAUGAAUAAAUCUUUUAGAAAUAAACAGAAAAUAAAAACCCCAAA
Stomoxys calcitrans (stable fly) is the source of this 1158-nucleotide messenger RNA. It is a transcript of the gene eIF1A, whose product is annotated as eukaryotic translation initiation factor 1A, X-chromosomal. The record is from RefSeq and is a predicted model, not a curated record. The transcript has 3 exons. Gene Ontology annotation, molecular function: RNA binding; translation initiation factor activity. NCBI's taxonomy places the organism in Eukaryota, Metazoa, Arthropoda, Insecta, Diptera, Muscidae. The coding region runs from base 149 to 595 and encodes 148 amino acids. Gene Ontology annotation, cellular component: cytoplasm. Gene Ontology annotation, biological process: translational initiation.